AUGCUGAAUAUUUCUUCAAUGAAUUUAUCAUUGAAAUUAAAAAAUCAAAAAAUUCUACAUAUGAAGAUAUAAAACUGUUAAGGUUUUUAGAAUUUUGUAAAGAAAAGGUAGCUCUCGAUGUUAACGACCGAAAAAUUUUACAUAAAAAAUAUUUGGAACGUUUAGAUCUAAUGAUUAACG
Molecule: messenger RNA, 180 nt
Organism: Racocetra persica
Lineage: Eukaryota; Fungi; Glomeromycota; Glomeromycetes; Diversisporales; Gigasporaceae
Source: the annotation of a GenBank genome assembly